CCAUAGUCAUGUGAUUAAAUUUGCAGGCACAAUACUAUGGUCCGAUUACAAUUGGAACUCCACCCCAGAACUUCAAGGUGGUCUUUGACACAGGAUCCUCUAACCUAUGGGUGCCAUCUAAGAAAUGCAGCAUCAUGAACAUAGCAUGUUUGUUACAUAACAAAUAUAACAGCAAGACUUCAUCCACUUAUCAAGCGAAUGGGGAGAAGUUUGAGAUUCACUAUGGCUCUGGCAGUCUAUCUGGCUUCCUCUCGGCUGACACUGUCAAUAUUGGUGGUCUGGCCAUAACAAACCAGACAUUUGCUGAAGCGGUCAAUGAACCAGGAUUGACGUUUGUUGCGGCCAAGUUUGACGGCAUUCUGGGUCUGGCUUAUGACUCUAUCUCUGUGGACAAAGUAGUUCCUCCCUUUUACAACAUGGUUCAACAGAAACUCGUGGAUAAGGCAAUCUUCUCUUUCUACCUCAACAGAGAUCCCUCAGCUCCAGAAGGUGGAGAGAUUAUCUUUGGUGGGUCCGACCCAGCCAAGUACAGUGGUGACUUCACCUACCUCCCUGUAGACCAUCAACAAUACUGGCAGUUUCACAUGGACAAAAUCAUGGUGGGUGACGAGCCGUUCUGCAAGGAUGGGUGUGAGGCCAUCGCGGAUACUGGCACCAGUCUCAUUGCAGGCCCUGUGGCCGAUUGCACUGCCAUCAAUAAAGCUAUCGGAGCUACACCGAUUAUGGGUGGCGAGUAUGUGGUGGAUUGCAGUCUUAUCAAUAAACUUCCUACAAUCAACUUUGUCCUCGGUGGAAAAUCGUUUGCACUGAAUGGAACAGAUUAUAUUCUGAGAGUGAGCCAGUUCGGAAAGUCAAUCUGCCUGUCAGGGUUCAUGGGCAUUGACCUGCCGAAGGGACCCUUGUGGAUCCUCGGAGACGUGUUCAUCGGCAGAUACUACACAGAGUUUGAUAUGGAGAAUAACCGUGUUGGAUUCGCUGAUGCUAAAUAGUUCAUUAAUUGUUAGUUAUUAAUGUAGAAACCUUUUUGUUGAUGUGCCUAAUAUUUUAACCAUCUUUUUAUGUGAUACAACAUAACAGUUGUCAUUUUUGGUGCAGUGUGUGUUUCUAAUAAUACACUCAGAGGUGAAAUAUUUUUGUACACCAAACAUUCUAUAAGUUUUAUUUUUAUUAUUGAUCAAUGUAAUAUAUUUCUUUAAGGUUUUUUAUGAUUUAAUUUUGUUUAAAUUUUAAAACAUUAUUUAAAGAAAUUUAUAGUACGAAAAUCAAAUUUUUCGUACAUUUUUUGGAACAAUCAUUCAAUAAUUUUUACAUAAAACUGAAACAUUCACUAUUCAAUAUAAGCUAAAUUAGUUCCACUCAAGCAGUUUUUCCCCUAAUUAAGUGAAUUUAAUUUCUAAUGCCAGUUUCCAAAUAUUGAAGUAAUGCAAGAAAAAAUAAUUCCCUUGCAGUGUAUGACUAUUGUUUAGACUGAGAAAGUAUGUAUAGGUUAAUUAUGUACACUAGUAGUAAUAGUGUGAAUAAUAUGGACUUAAGUGUUAACUAAUACUGAGGCCAAAGGAACAUACAAUACAACUAGCAUUACCCUGUAGAAAAUAUAGUGUUAUUUUUGUAUUUUAGUAUGCAAUAAAAGGUAUCAAAUGUUUCGUUAUAUUGUGUUGAGAAAUAUAUUGCUACUCCAUAAAA
Homalodisca vitripennis (glassy-winged sharpshooter) is the source of this 1683-nucleotide messenger RNA. RefSeq names its product lysosomal aspartic protease. Lineage: Eukaryota; Metazoa; Arthropoda; Insecta; Hemiptera; Cicadellidae. Gene Ontology annotation, molecular function: aspartic-type endopeptidase activity. Gene Ontology annotation, cellular component: lysosome. Gene Ontology annotation, biological process: proteolysis; cell death. The transcript is spliced from 7 exons. Bases 135 to 989 code for a protein of 284 amino acids. The record is from RefSeq and is a predicted model, not a curated record.